This is a messenger RNA of Thermochaetoides thermophila DSM 1495, 2079 nucleotides long. Its product is annotated as phosphatase-like protein. The transcript has 3 exons. Gene Ontology annotation, molecular function: glycogen binding; protein phosphatase 1 binding. Gene Ontology annotation, cellular component: protein phosphatase type 1 complex. The record is from RefSeq and is a predicted model, not a curated record. Gene Ontology annotation, biological process: regulation of glycogen biosynthetic process. Lineage: Eukaryota; Fungi; Ascomycota; Sordariomycetes; Sordariales; Chaetomiaceae. The coding region runs from base 1 to 2079 and encodes 692 amino acids.
AUGCCCUAUACCCCACCGUCGAAGUCACCAGUUUCCUCGGCUCCAGCCUCUCCUGAGAGCAGCCGCAGGCCGUCUUUCCACUCUUCUAGUUCUUCCCGUCCUACUCUCCCCAGAUCAUCUGCCUACCUCACAAGACAACGACGGACACCACCGCCCCAGCCCCCAGCAAUUAACACCAACACCGAACCAUCUCCCGUCCCUACUGCCGAAGACCUCAAGAGCCUGGCCACCAGCAGCGUCAGGCAAUCACCACCGCCCAUUACUGGAGACCGCGGGAUGCCGAACGGUGCCAUCAUCUCGCCCCCUGACACCUCCAGUGAUGAGGAGCCCGAAGUCCCAGGGAAGUCUCGUGGGACCCUGAUUGCCGAUGCCGUCAGCAAGAUUCAGCCUAACACUAGCAAUGGGGAGGAUGCUUCGACACCCUCUCAGAAGCCGGAGGGUCUGCGUUUGAGCCACAGCACGACUUCUCUGGACAGCCUACGGCGAGGACACACCCGGUCUGCCACGGAGCCCAACAUUAGCUUCAGCACGAGCACAUCCACCAACAGCCCAUCGACUGGAUCGGAGGAAGAUUCCGAGGGUGAGAAGCGUCCUAAGACCCCGAUGGUGCGCAAGAAGUCUGGUGAACUCGUCAGGCCAGCUCUUCGUACCCCGGGACGCAGGCGACCUUCCAGCGCCCCUGGCACCCCUACGUUCGCUAAGGCGGUGCACUUCGACUCCCAUCUUGAGCAUGUGCGUCACUUCUUACAGCUUGAUCGGCCACUGGCUGUCAGCGCAGGGUCGUCGCCUGUGGAUAGCUACGACAGCGACACCGAGUACCCGUUCGAUCGGGAAAAGGAGUCUAGCUCGCGGUCUCAGUCCUACGAGUGGGAGUUGGUCCUCACCAACUUUCCUGCUGAUACCUCGGCUCGCCGGUGGCAGCCCGUCCGGCUCGAGCGUGUGUGGCUGUCAAACGACCAGAAAUGCCUUGUCGGUUCAGUUGCUGUGGGCAACUUUGCUUUUCAGAAGCAAGUUGCUUGCCGGUUCACGCUUGACUAUUGGAAGACCACGUCCGAGGUGGCAGCCGAUUAUUUGUGCGAGAUUCGCCCUGUUGAGACCCCACAUAGCCAGGACCGGUUUCAGUUCAGCAUCCAGUUGUCCGACCUGGUCAACCUCGAGUCCAAGACGCUGUACUUCUGCAUCCGGUAUUCCGUCAAUGGUCAAGAGUACUGGGACAACAACAACGGCAAGAAUUUCCAAGUUGACUUCCGCAAGAAGUCGCUUCAUCGGGAUUCCAAGAAGAGCAUGGGUUCCCGCGGGUUCACUGACCUGCCGAAGAGCAGUCGCCGCGGCACUCUGCCGACUAGCUCGCGUUCCAAGAAGACGGUUGACAGCGACAACGAUGACUUCAGCGAGAGCGUCAAGUUGAACUUUAGCCAAACCAUUCGUGAGUACCUGGGUGAGGAGCCGGAGCCGAAGGGUCCGAGGUUGAAGGGUGUCCGCAGCUCCAACGAGCUUGUGAGCGACAACCUUUCUAUUCGCCUGUCCGGGCCCUCCGGCCAGCUUUCGACCCGGUACGACUUCAGCAGCUCGCUCAGCCGGGCCAUCAAGAGCGCUAAGGAGGCGAAGUCAGCUCCUCCUUCGGAUGGGUUGUACAUGAAGUCCUCGAAGAAGAUGGGACCGGCAACCUUUGACGAGGGUGACAAGGACAACAAGCCUCAGCCGUCGACUACGAACGAGGGGUCGAAGAACAGCGCGGCGUCUGUUCUCGGAACCAGCUCGUCUUCGGAUACUCCCAAGCCCAGCAUCGCCUCUGCCUCGUACGAGGAGAUCUUGAGCAAAUGGUGCUUUUACAGCACUAAGUCCAAGAUCACCCAGCCGCGGGUGAGCGCCUCCGACAGUUCUGUGCGCAGCCCGACCAGCAGUAGCACUGGCAGCUACGGAGGCAGCCCCGUGCAGACCGGCAACUACUACCACAACUUCGGUGAGAUCGGUGCUUCUCCUGCGGAAGCUCCCCUCAGCAGCUUCCCGACGCACCCCACUGGCAGCCCUGUUGGCGGCGCCAUGCAGAACAACUUCAUUCCCCUAACUGCUAUUUAA